Mustela lutreola (European mink) is the source of this 228-nucleotide messenger RNA. RefSeq lists its product as uncharacterized. Lineage: Eukaryota; Metazoa; Chordata; Mammalia; Carnivora; Mustelidae. The annotation marks the transcript as partial. The record is from RefSeq and is a predicted model, not a curated record. The transcript has 3 exons.
AUGCGGCUGCUGGGCGAAUCUAGUACACACUUUGCAUUGUUAUUUCAUGUAUAUGUGUGUAUAUACACACACACAUAUAUACAUGUAUAUACAUGUAUAUAUACAUAUAUGUGUGUAUGUAUACAUAUAUGUGUAUAUAUAUAUAUAUAUAUAUAUAUAAUCUUCAUAUAUAUGUAUAUAAUAAAUAUAUAUAUAUACCAAAAUAAAUGUUUAUAUAUAUAUAUAUAU